Messenger RNA from Paramormyrops kingsleyae, 7624 nucleotides. RefSeq names its product patched 1 (gene ptch1). Gene Ontology annotation, biological process: negative regulation of smoothened signaling pathway. The record is from RefSeq and is a predicted model, not a curated record. Gene Ontology annotation, cellular component: plasma membrane. Gene Ontology annotation, molecular function: hedgehog family protein binding; smoothened binding; hedgehog receptor activity. NCBI's taxonomy places the organism in Eukaryota, Metazoa, Chordata, Actinopteri, Osteoglossiformes, Mormyridae.
UUUUCUCAACUAUUGAACCUCGGAGCUUGCCGAGUCCCGCGGCCUGAGAAAGACCAUAUUACACACAGAAUGGUUGAACAGCCGAACGAUCCAAGUUGCCAUUUUGUAAAAGGAGACCGUUUUCCCCACUUUGUUUUAUAAAGAAAGCAACACUGAGAAAAAAAGAAACCGUGAAUGUGGGAAAGUGAGAAGACCCCCGGAUCACGAAAUGUUGGAAUGGAAGGCGCAGACUCUGACUCGCCGUCCUAAACAGGAGUAUGAAGUACUUUGCAGGUCUGCGAUCACCAAAAGUGAAACUUUGUUUCUCUGGGACGUCAAUAAACGCAUUUGGAGGAAUAUAAGAUCGCGGAUAGCAAAGCGUGCAGCCCAGUCUCUGAAACAUGGCCUCGGCUGUUAAUGUCUCUUCCGAGCAGGAAAACAGGGACCCCGAUCGGCCGAGGAUAACACGGAGGAGAAGGGGGACCUAUCGCACAACAACAACGGAUCCGGAGUAUUUACAGCGUCCCAGUUACUGUGAUGCCUCUUUUGCAUUGGAACAAAUAUCAGAGGGGACGGCGACUGGAAGAAAAGCGCCGCUAUGGCUGAGAGCGAAGUUUCAAAGACUCUUGUUUAAACUUGGGUGUUACAUUCAAAAAAACUGCGGAAAGUUUCUAGUCGUGGGGCUCUUAGUAUUUGGAGCUUUCGCUGUUGGCUUAAGGGCAGCUAAUCUGGAGACCGACGUGGAGAAACUCUGGGUGGAAGUGGGGGGCAGGGUGAAUCAGGAACUGAAGUACACGAGGCAGAAGAUGGGUGAGGAGGCCAUGUUCAACCCCCAGCUGAUGAUCCAGACUCCACGGGAGGAAGGCACUAAUGUUCUGACCGUGGAAGCUAUGCGACAGCACCUGGACUCUGCCAUCAGGGCCAGCAGAGUGCACGUUUACAUGUAUAACAGACAAUGGAAAUUGGAAGAUCUGUGCUACAAAUCAGGAGAACUUAUUACUGAAGCAAAUUUUAUGGAUCAGAUCAUAGAAAAAUUAUAUCCCUGUCUAAUUAUCACACCGUUGGAUUGCUUCUGGGAAGGUGCCAAGCUACAAUCAGGAACAGUCUACCUCCCUGGCAAGCCUCCAAUGCAGUGGACGAACUUUGACCCCAUGGCGUUCCUGGAGGAGCUGAGGGUGGUAAACUAUUCGGUGGACAGCUGGGAGGAGAUGCUGGUGAAGGCAGAUGUUCGUCGCGGCUAUAUGGACCGGCCAUGCUUGAACCCCGAGGACCCGGACUGUCCGUCCACGGCGCCCAACAAGAACAUCAUGUGGCCUCAAAACAUCGCCCAUGUUCUCAGCGGUGGCUGUCAUGGUCUCUCUAGGAAGUAUAUGCACUGGCAAGAGGAGCUUAUCGUAGGCGGGGUGACCAAGAAUGACAGCGGGAAGCUUCUGAGUGCUCAGGCCCUACAGACCAUGUUCCAGCUGAUGACCCCCAAGCAGAUGUAUGACCAUCUGAAGGGCUACGACGUGAUCUCCCACAUCAACUGGAAUGAGGACAAGGCUGCCGCCAUCCUGGAGGCCUGGCAGAGGAAGUACUCGGAGGCCGUCCAGCAGAGCGUGCCAGUCAACUCUUCUCAGAAGGUGCUCUCCUUCACGACUACUACGUUGGAGGACAUCCUGAAGUCCUUCUCUGACGUCAGUGUUAUCCGGGUGGCCAGCGGUUACCUGCUCAUGCUUGCCUACGCCUGCCUGACCAUGCUCCGCUGGGACUGCGCCAAGUCGCAGGGGGCCGUGGGCCUGGCAGGGGUCCUGCUGGUGGCGUUGUCCGUCGCCGCAGGGCUGGGCCUCUGCUCCCUCAUCGGCAUCUCCUUCAAUGCCGCCACAACUCAGGUUUUGCCAUUCCUCGCCCUGGGAGUUGGUGUCGACGACAUCUUCCUCUUGGCUCACGCCUUUAGCGAAACGGGUCAGAACAACAGGAUCCCAUUCGAGGACCGCACGGGGGAGUGCCUGAAGCGGACCGGGGCCAGCGUCGCACUCACCUCCAUCAGCAACGUCACCGCCUUCUUCAUGGCUGCCCUCAUCCCCAUUCCGGCGCUCAGGGCCUUUUCCCUGCAGGCGGCGGUGGUGGUCGUCUUCAAUUUCGCCAUGGUGCUGCUCAUCUUCCCCGCCAUCCUCAGCAUGGACCUGUACCGCCGCGAGGACCGGCGCUUUGACAUCUUCUGCUGCUUCGUCAGCCCAUGUGCCAAUCGUGUGAUCCAGAUGGAGCCACAGGCAUACCUGGAUGGCAUGGAGGCCGGGCGCUACAGCCCGCCGCCGUCCUACAGCAGCCACGGCUUCGCACAACAAACGCACAUCACCAUGCAGUCGACGGUGCAGCUGCGCACACAAUACGACCCGCGCACGCAGGCCUUCUACACCACGGCCGAGCCGUGCUCUGAGAUCUCCGUACAACCCAUCAACAACAACAACAACAACAGCAGCGGCCAGAGAGGCCAGGCCGGCUCUGGCUACACCCCCCAGGCCCAAGGCGAGGCUGCUGGCUUCCAGAGUCCUGAGAGCACCAGCUCCAUGCGGGACCUCCUCUCUCGGUCGGCCGAGCCCCCCCUGCGCUGUGUGGAGCCCCCCUGCUCCCACUGGACCUUUGCUUCCUUCGCCGAGAAGCACUAUGCUCCCUUCCUGCUUCAGCCCACCACCAAGGUGGUGGUCAUCGUGCUGUUCCUCUGCCUGUUGGUCGUCAGCCUGUAUGGCACUACUAGGGUCCGCGAUGGCCUGGAGCUCACUGACAUUGUGCCGCGGGAGACCCGCGAGUACGACUUCAUCGGUGCACAGUUCAAGUACUUCUCCUUCUACAACAUGUACGUGGUGACGCAGGGCGCGGACUAUGCGCGCGGCCAGGCCCUGCUCUACGAGCUGCACCAGCGUUUCGGCGCCGUCAAGUACGUGCUGCGGACCGACGACGGCCAGCUGCCCCGCAUGUGGCUACACUACUUCCGGGACUGGCUGCAAGGUCUUCAGAAUGCCUUCGACCGUGACUGGGAGGCGGGGAAGAUCACUCAGACCAACUACCGGAAUGGCUCAGACGACGGGGUUCUGGCCUACAAGCUCCUGGUGCAGACUGGCCGGAGAGACAAGCCCAUCAGUGCUAACCAGCUGACAAGGCAGCGCCUGGUGGACGCGGACGGCAUCAUCAACCCCGCCGCCUUCUACAUCUACUUGACCGCCUGGGUCAGUAACGACCCCGUUGCCUAUGCCGCCUCCCAGGCCAACAUCCGCCCCCACCCGCCGGAGUGGGUGCACGACCGCACGGACUCCAUGCCCGAGACUCGACUCAGCAUUCCUACUGCCGAGCCGAUCGAAUAUGCACAGUUCCCUUUCUACCUCAACGGCCUCCGGGAGACGCCGCAGUUCGUGGAGGCCAUCGAGAGCGUGCGGGCCGUCUGCAGCAACUACAGCCGGCAGGGCCUGCCCAGCUACCCCAACGGAUACCCCUUCCUGUUCUGGGAGCAGUACGUCAGCCUGCGUCACUGGCUGCUGCUCUCCAUCAGCGUGGUGCUGGCCUGCACCUUCCUGGUGUGCGCCCUCUUCCUGCUCAACCCCUGGACCGCCGGCAUCAUCGUGCUGGUCCUGUCCUUGAUGACCGUGGAGCUUUUCGGGAUGAUGGGCCUGAUCGGCAUCAAGCUGAGCGCCGUGCCCGUGGUCAUCCUCAUCGCCUCCGUGGGCAUCGGGGUGGAGUUCACCGUUCACGUGGCCUUGGCCUUCCUCACCGCCAUCGGUGACCGGCACCGGCGAGCGGUUCUGGCCCUGGAGCACAUGUUUGCCCCGGUCCUGGAUGGGGCAUUCUCCACCCUCUUGGGGGUCCUUAUGCUGGCUGGGUCUGAGUUUGACUUCAUCGUCAGGUACUUCUUUGCAGUCCUGGCCAUUCUGACUGUACUUGGUGUCCUCAAUGGAUUGGUCCUCCUUCCUGUUUUAUUGUCCUACUUUGGCCCAUAUCCUGAGGUUUCUCCAGUUGAUGGCCGAAACCAGCUGCCCACGCCGCCACCAGUGCCGGCCCCCCCAGUGGUCCAUUUCGCGGUGCGGCCCAGCCACGGGGGCGGAGGUACCGGCUCAGAUUCCUCGGACUCGGAGUACAGCUCCAGCACAAUGGCGUCGAGCAUCAGCCAGGAGCUGCAGCAGUACGAGGCAUGGCACUCGGAGGGGGGCACUGCGAGGCAGGAGGGCCCCCGACCCAACUGCACGCGCUCCGGCACACGGGGGCAGCCUGUCGGCAGAGCCCGGCAUACGGGCCCCCCGCUCUUCCCCUUCUCUGCUCCCAUUCAGUUGGACUCCAGGCAACAGCCUCCGCAUCCACAGCAUCGGCCCCACACCGCUCACCACCAGGGGGCGGCGGCGGCCCAGCCGGCACGCCAGUACACCAGCCGGGAUCCCAGGAGAGAGUCGGCGAGAGGCCCCCGGCAGCAGCACCAGCAGCCGCCGCCCCACAGGCUGCGGACGGAUGCUUUCGAGGCGACCGCCAAGGGUCCCCGCCAUCCCGGACCAGGCCUCAGGGACAGAUCAGGGCCGCGGACCUGUCCCCGCAAACCCCGUGCUCAAACCACCUUCGCUGCUCCCGACCCCAUCUACGGCCAGCCCAUCACCACGGUGACUGCCUCCGCCUCAGUGACAGUGGCGGUCCACUCUGGCCUGCCUCCGCAGAACCCUGCAUACCCAGCCUAUCCCUCGUCAGACGGGUACCAGCCGGCCGACCACAUGGACCCUGACCCUCCCUUCCCUGACCCCCACGUGCCCUUCGAAGGGCAGCCAGAGGAGAAGGAGGCGACAGAGGCCAUUGAGCUGCAGGACGUGGAAUGUGAAGCCCGGUGCGAUGGCAGGAGGUCAGACAGCUGAGUCUCUGCAAAGCCUGAAGGCCAAACUACGGACCUCCUUGCCCCGACAGCACCAGACGGGAUGGGUGCACCUGCGACCUUUACUGUAACCUGAUGUAAUAUUGUUAGAUAUUUUUAUAAAUAUUUAAAAGAUGUACACACGUGUAAAUACAAAAUGGAGCUAUAAUUUAGAAGCAGUCCGACUCGCGUUUAACAAGCGACGCCAUCGUUGGGUGGAUGCAUGCGUGAUUGUGCCAUCUACAUGUUCUGCGUGGUUACUGUAAUAUCAUUGUUUUGGUUUUUUUUGUUCUUAAUUUGUGCCACAAGAAAGCUUCACCCACGCGAAUAUUUCAGCAUAUGUUUUGCUGCUUAAAUAUUGUAUAAUUGUGUGAUUCUAUGCAAAUACUGCUUUUAUGUGUCAGGAGUGUGUGAGAAGCGUGUCUUAAGCCCUGUCAUGGAACUGAAAGGUCGAGAGGUUGAGCAGACAGUUUGAACCAAACAUUUGGAUCACUUUUUUUUUCUAGUCCUUGAUUCCCAAACAUUGAGUGGGCAGCUAAUGCUGAUUUAUGCUAAGUAAUUAUCAUUUGGGAAGCAAGCAAAACCACAUCUUAACGACUCAUUCUGGUGCCACAUUCCGCCAGUGACUCUCUUACGUUGCUCAAAGGCAUCAAAUUAAAAUGUCUCUGUUACUCGUUCAGGCAAUGGGGUGCCUUGAGUUGUGUCGCUGACACCCCCUCCUCGCAUUGGCGCCGUUAGCUAGUCUUCGCCAUACUUUGAAAAUGCCGUCCGCUUCAUGGCGGCUAAAUUGAUGUCUGACAAUGUUUCAUGGAGGGCAAUAGCGCUUCGCCUGCAUGUCUGGCUUACAUGCACGUAUGAAUGUCUGUGUGUGUAUAAAGGUACGCAUCUUUUAACGUUAGCUUGGAUAUCACAAACCUGUGGUAGUUAUGAGACACGCUAUGCGUGGUAUUUAAAUUGAGCAGAUAUGAAGAAGAAGGGGAAAAAAACAAUCGGAAAAGCAUGCUCCUCACCGCGGCCGCCGCUCUCUAAGCACGGCCUCUCUGUUCUCGCCGCCGCUCUCCCCUCUGCUCUCCCCUCUGCUCUUUUGGCCCCUGUGCUGGUUUACUGUAAGCGCCCCUUUGCCCAUUUCCCAGCAUCCCCUCAGCUGAACCCUGCCGCCACAUCUUGCCUGCAUCGGUGAUACGACACCACCAGCAUAACAAGCUUGGUCAGACCCCCCCUCUGACGGUGUGCCGUCUUCGGUCCCGGGGGGACAUUUUUGGGUGCUUUACUUUUGGUGAUUUUUGGUGAUGAGCUUUUUCUCUUGUUUCUGACUGACUGACUGAAUGAAUGAAGGUGUUGUGGAACACUGACUCUCUAGCAUUUCCUGCUCCGUGGGCCCUAUGCCUCUAACCAGCUCUUUCAAUGGAGUGCCUCAAACCCAUAACGUCAGUACUGUUGAGAUAUUACAUAUUUAAAUGGUUAUAAGCUACACUCUGUCCCAGCCAAGGCACUUGACUACAUUGUUGCAUCUGCAGGAGACGUUGGCCGUUUAUUCCCUUUUGUAUUUUCCCUCAUUCUGAAGAAGUUGCCACGACAAGCGUACUAAAGGGUUAGCGCUGCACGGCCUUGUGGGAUCAGCCUCCUCUCAGCCAGCUUGACGGCUCUUUUUAGCUGACUAAUAGACGCAGGUCUCUUCUGACCUCACCUCGUAAAAAUCCACGGUGGAACACUAAUUGCAAGUUCCUCCUCAGCUGCCAAAUGGCGCCAAAUCGGGCCAAACGCGAGUACUUUAGAGGUCAGGGGUCACAUGUUCCCCUUGCAGUCGCUAGGCCAGUGUGUUUGUGUCAAUGGCUGUUUCCACCUCACGAACUUCCUGUCAAACACAUUUGUAUUCUCUUUACAAGCCGUUGUUUCUGUUUCUGUGUCUGUCUGCUGCUUCUGUGGGAAAAAAAUUAUAUAUAUAAAUAUAUAUAUAUAUAUUAUUUAGUUUUUCUUUUUCUCCUGAUGUCACAUUGGCAGAAAGGAGAAAUAUGUGGCUGGCAACUAUUUUAUUAUUUUAUUUUUUAUUUUUUUUUUGUUUUUGUCAUAUUUUAUUAUUUUUUUACUUUGUUUUGUGAUAUUUAUAUUUUUGUAUAAAAAGAUGGUUGUUCUUACAUUAUUGGUCAUAAUGCCAGUUUAUAACAAAUGCAGGGAUUUUUACUUCUAUUGAAAAACACUAUUACAGUUAUGUAUUUACUUAAUGGAUUUUGAUCUGUAUAAAGUGCGUACUAAUGUUAAAUAGGGAAAAGAGUAUAUAACAUUUACAUUACAGACUCAUCAUAGCUCUUAGUGAGGAUUUAAAAGGAAAAAAUAUUCAGAUCUCACUGACUGCCAAUUUUCUUGGCAUCAGUGGACGUUUGUCAUUUCAGUUACAAAGAUAAAUGUAUGCCAUAUAAUUUAUUUAUAUGAAAAUUUAUUUUUGUAGUGUACAUAGUAGUUGUCAAGUUAUUUGACAGAAGUAUAUUUUUAAAGAGUUUAUAUGUAAUGAUCAUGUUUUGUUGGAACAUAAGAGAGAUGUUACAUUGUACUUUCAUUGCUAAGUUGCUCUCAGAUUUUUUUAAUGGAAAAAGCCCCCUACAGUAUUAUAGGAGAGUGAAAUUGGUAAAGCUGUUUUGGGUAUGUGAAAAGCUAGCCAUGAAAGUAGAAAUCGUACUAGAUCUCUAAAUAUUAAUGUUCAAACACUGAUAGAAUUCUAACAAAUAAAAAAAAUAUAACUUAUUUGUCUUUUGUUUAUGACUUUAUUAAAAAUGAAUCUUAAAGGAA